UAUCAGAGUGAGGGAGAGGAGCUUCUGUGCCACGCAAGGCAGCACAACGCCAGCUACUAGGAAGGAGAGCGUUAUAUCAAUGAGUUACUAGUUUGGAACUUCCUCACAGUUAGUUUUAUCGCAGAUAGGAAGUUCCUCUCGCCGAUGUGGAUUACUCUAAGGUGACCCCCACCAGGACCCUUAAUUGGAUAUUAACGUGCGUGCUGAAAGCGAUGGUGGCUUACGAUGAACUGGGAACCUUGGUGCCUAUCAAACGGACUCUCCAGGUGAUAGACCUCCAGAACCAGGCCAACAAAGAACUAGAGGAGCCCAGCACCAAGCGGGUGCGUCCGCUCGGCAGGGUGACGUCGUUAGCCAACUUCAUCUCGCCCGUCAGGACCGGGGCGGUGCGACGCUUCGGACAGACCAUCCAGGCCUCGUUCCGGGGCGAUGGUAAGACUCCGGCCGCCGCCCAGAAGCCCUGCAGCAAGGCAGCGGCGCCCACGCCCCCCAAGCGCCGCAACAGCACCCUGUGGUCGGAGACGCUGGACGUGCACCAGAUGGGCGCCUUCUCCACCCAGGAGAUCAAGAGACAAGAGGCCAUAUUUGAGCUGUCUCGCGGAGAGCAGGACCUGAUUGAAGACCUCCAGCUCGCACGCAAGGCGUACCACGACCCGAUGCUUAAGCUGUCCAUCAUGUGCGAGGAGGAGCUGACCCAGAUCUUCGGUAACCUGGACGCCUACAUCCCCCUACACCAGGAGCUGCUGGCGCGCCUCUCAGAGGCCACGGGCCCAGACGGCACCGUGGGCCAGGUCGGCCGCAUCGUGGUCAGCUGGCUGCCCAGGCUUAACGCCUACCGGGACUACUGCAGCAACCAGCUGGCGGCCAAGGCCCUGCUGGACCAGAAGAAGCAGGACCCGCGCGUGCAGGACUUCCUCCAGCGCUGCAUCGAGUCGCCCUUCAGCAGGAAGCUGGACCUCUGGAGCUUCCUGGACAUCCCGCGCUCGCGGCUGGUCAAGUACCCCCUCCUGCUGCGGGAGAUCCUGAGACACACCCCCGCCGGGCACCCGGACACCGGCAGCCUGGAGCAGGCGAUCACCAUCAUCCAGGGCGUCCUGUCCGACAUCAACACCAAGAAGGGCGAGUCCGAGUGCCGCUACUACAUCGACAAGCUGGACUACCUGGACGAGCGGCAGCGCGACCCCGUCAUCGACCAGUGCACCAGCCUGCUCUGCCACGGCGAGCUGCGCAACAAGAGCGGAACGAAGCUGCACGUGUUCCUGUUCACCGAGCUGCUGGUGCUGACGCGGCCCGUGAGCCGCGACGGGCGGCAGUGCUACCAGGUGUACCGGCAGCCCAUCCCCGUCCGGGACCUGGUGCUGGAGGACCUGCAGGACGGGGACGUCCGCAUGGGCGGCUCCUUCAGGGGCGCCUUCAGCAACGCAGACAAAGCCAAGAACAUCUUCCGGGUGCGCUUCCAGGAGCCGGGCGCGGGCCAGUCCCACACGCUGCAGGUCAACGACGUCUUCCACAAGCAGCAGUGGCUCAACUGCCUGCGCAGCGCCAUCUCCGUCCACCGCCCGCUGCCCGAGCCCGCCGCCGCCGCCCCCGCCGCCGCCGCCCCCUCCACCCCACUCCCGGACGUCCGCUCCAAGCGCCGGCCCUCCUCCGCCUCCGCCAUCGUCCACAUGGAGGAGGUCGACGAGAACGCUCCCCCCUCCUCCUCCUCCGCCCCCUCCUCCCCCUCCUCCUCCGCCACCUCCUCCCCGUCCACGUCUCCGUCCUCCACCCUGUCCUCCUCCUCCAUCUCCCCCCUGGCCUCCCCCACGCCGAGGAAAGGCAAGAAGGACAAGCGGUCUCUGUGCUCGUUAGGGAAGAGGAAGGAGACCAUGGUGUGAGACACCCCCCCUCCGUAGAGGAGGAGGACAACACAGGACCCCUGGACGCUUGGGUCACUCUAGGCCUGUACGUGGAAGCGUAGUGGGCACUUAAACCCCAAGGUGGAGGACUUCUGGCGGGCGGGCUCGAGGUUCGGGGCACCUGGCCACAUGCCGGGGACCACCCCCCCCCCACCCCCACCCCGUCCGUCCGUAUUUAUGUUUUGUGGCGGCGAGUGUGUUGGCACCGCAGUGUUGUGUGUCGUUGUCCACCUAGGCAGCUAUUGGAGAGACAGCCCCCCCACCGGGGCGGUCCUCUUCCUGGGUGUAGACCCCCAGGGUGCAGUAUUCAGAGGAGACCCCCUGAGGAGGGGUUGUUACAGGGGGGGGGGGGGGGAUGAGGUGGGACUCCUACGGCGAGCUUCCCGCUUUGUUUACUGUUGUUUGUUAUUUAAGCAUUAUUUUUAUUUAGCGUCGCAGCGUCUCUCCUUCGAAGCGGAGGGAUGUCUGGGACUGAUUUAAUAUUAAUCUGUAUUUACUGUAGCUCUUUGUUGUUCGUCAGAGGCAGCACUGUCUGUUGAUUGUAGCCAAAGUUAUUUGAAACUUUCAGUGAUGAGGGAUGGGCGACAUGAGGACAAAUAUACCAAGCGAUCAGUUCUUUUUUUUUAUUACCAACACAUUAUUUUUAUUUUGGUACAAAUGACAAAAAAUGAUUAUACGUUUUCUUGGUGAACAAGUCUUAUUUUUGUACAUUCCUUUUACAAACAGAUGUUAACAACCGGGCAAUUAUUUUUUAACUGCGUUCACUGCAGCCAGAGACAUUGUAAUAUAAAGAUAAUUCACCUUAUAACUGCGUUGCUACGAGAGUAGCCACCACGGCGGAAACGGUUCCAUGUUGGUGAACCGGAUUUGGGGGGAGAGGUUUAAAUGUACUUUAAAAACCAAACCCUACAACUUUAUAACCUGAACCAUGUUGGUUUACCAAGCGAACGGAUCCGGAGACGGAUCUGUUGCUGCCGGCUCGCUCGGGAGCAGAGCGAGAACGGAGCGAGAAACGGACUAAACGUUCCCGGAACGUUGGGAAAGAAGAAGAAAAAGAGAAGGUUUUCGGAAGAUUUGAGAGAAAUGGGAAUAGAAAAGAAACAGAGGAAG
Gadus chalcogrammus (walleye pollock) is the source of this 3008-nucleotide messenger RNA. RefSeq names its product neuroepithelial cell transforming 1 (gene net1). NCBI's taxonomy places the organism in Eukaryota, Metazoa, Chordata, Actinopteri, Gadiformes, Gadidae. Gene Ontology annotation, molecular function: guanyl-nucleotide exchange factor activity. Gene Ontology annotation, biological process: intracellular signal transduction; positive regulation of Rho protein signal transduction. Bases 213 to 1877 code for a protein of 554 amino acids. The record is from RefSeq and is a predicted model, not a curated record. The transcript has 9 exons.